Papaver somniferum (opium poppy) is the source of this 1997-nucleotide messenger RNA. Its product is annotated as U-box domain-containing protein 4-like. Gene Ontology annotation, molecular function: protein binding. The record is from RefSeq and is a predicted model, not a curated record. Gene Ontology annotation, cellular component: nucleus; cytoplasm. The transcript is spliced from 2 exons. Lineage: Eukaryota; Viridiplantae; Streptophyta; Magnoliopsida; Ranunculales; Papaveraceae. Bases 224 to 1603 code for a protein of 459 amino acids.
CUCACAGUCUUCUUCUUCUCUCCUUGGGAACACUCCAGACUCUCUCCAGUACCCUUUAGUACCUUUUUCCCAUCAAAAUAUCCCCCAUUAUCCUAUUCUCCAUUAUUCCUUCCUUCUUCAUUCUUCUUCUCCUUCAUAAUUCCAAAAUAAAAUCUAUUGAAAAUGAAUAAUUAAAUUUCAGUAAGCAAAUUUCCUUAUUCUAGAUCAAUCACCAUUACCAACAAUGGUUUCGGUAGAGGAUCCAAAUCAUCAUCAUCAACAACAAGGAUCAACAAUUGUUUCAUCUUCUUCCUGUUCAACAACAAAGAUUCAGAGACAAGUUGGAAGAUCAAUGAGAACAAUCCGGUCAACUAUUUUUCAAAAUGACGAUGAUCAUCAUCAUCAACAUUCUUAUAUCAUCGGAGGAGGUGGGGAUUCAGGUGAAAUUUUGACGGAAUCUGUUAUGGAUUUUAGAUUACAUGAGCUUGUAUUAAACAGCAAUAAGAAGAAAGAUACAUCUAUAGAUUUUGAAUUUCUUAAUAUUUCUCAAGCAUUUAGUGAUUUCUCUGCUUGUAGUAGUGAUAUAUCUGGUGAAUUACAGAGAUUAGCUUGUUUCUCAACGACAACAGCACAGGAAGUUAUUGAUUCUUUGCAUAACAGUCAAGAGAUUAUUGAAACCACGGAUCCGUGGUAUGGUUAUUUACAGAGAGAGCGUCAUUCGUCGGAGAUUGUUUCUUCUACUGAUAAUCUUGAACAAGCUGUUCAGAUCUGUAUACAAGGUCUUAAUUCAGAAUCGGCUGCUUUGAAAAGAUCAUCGGCGGAGAAAUUACGGCUUCUUGCAAAGAAUAGAUCGGAGAAUCGGGCGUUAAUCGGUGAAUCAGGUGCAAUUCAAGCUUUAGUUCCUUUAUUACGUUGUUCUUCUGAUCCAUGGACACAAGAACAUGCGGUAACGGCAUUGUUGAACCUUUCAUUACAUGAAGGUAACAAAACAUUGAUUACGGAAUCCGGUGCUAUUAAACCUCUUGUUUAUGUUCUUAAGACGGGUACCGAAACAUCGAAACAAAAUGCAGCUUGUGCUUUGUUAAGUCUUGCAUUGAUUGAAGAUAAUAAGAAUUCGAUUGGUGUAUGUGGAGCAAUUCCACCAUUAGUUUCUUUGUUAUUGACUGGGUCGAAUAGAGGGAAGAAAGACGCGUUAACCACGCUUUAUAAGUUAUGUUCAAUGAAGCAAAAUAAAGAAAGAGCUGUUAAUGCUGGAGCAGUGAAACCGCUUUUGGAAUUUGUUUCGGAACAGACAAGUGGGUUGGCUGAAAAGGCUAUGGUGGUUUUGAGUAGUUUGGCUUGUGUUGAAGAGGGUAGGGAAGCUAUUGUUGAUGAAGGUGGUAUUUCGAUUUUGGUUGAAGCUAUUGAAUAUGGAUCGGUGAAAAGGAAAGAAUUUGCUGUUGUCACAAUCUUGCAACUUUGUGUGGAUGAUGUGAGAAAUAGAGGAUUGCUAGUGAGGGAAGGCGUGAUUCCUCCGCUUGUUGCUUUUUCUCAAUCUGGAACUGCUAGAGCUAAAGAGAAGGCUGAGACACUGCUUGGAUAUUUGAGAGAACCCAGACAAGCAGCUACAACUUCAGGUUCUUGAAAAAUAGGCAUUAACCUGGUUGUUUUACUGUACAUAUUGUGCUCUUUUUAUUUGGUAGUCUUACAAAAGAAGAGAAGAAUUUGAUAAAGAGAUCAAAUUGGAAGACGCGGGAUAGGCAUCUUUCUUUUAGAUAAAGAUGUAAAUCUGUUAUGUUUUUGUUUUGGCUUUCAGGGUUUUGGUUUAGUUCUUAGAAAAGGUGAUGGGUGGUUUCUUCUGGGGUGUGCAUACGUUGUUAUUUUGUAUUUGCUUUUCUUUCGAAUUUCACUGAUUCCGGAGUAUUUUUCUUUUUAAAGUUGAUCUGUCAUAAACCCCCAAAAAGAAAUUAUAUGAGACUGUCUAUAGACUCUAUACUGUUAGUUGCCCUUACCUCGGUAUUAAGAUUCAAGAGCUGAAA